UGCUCAUCUGCUUUCCACCUCUCUACAUACGUCCAAGAUGAGUUUCCCUAUGAUGGCGAGCUACGCUACACUGUUCGGACUCUGGACGCUCACUCAGUUCGUUCUGGUGCCUGUUCCCGUCAACCUGAUCGUCACGAGCACCCUCAUCCUGUACAUUGGGAGCCACCGAUCGCUCCGCCUGAGGGACAAGACUAGCGUCGAGGCCUGUGAGUCCGAGACCCUCUCUAAAGAGGCUGCCAUGAAGGCGCCCGUCGUCGGGAGCAUGGUGCUCGUCACCAUAUACUUUUUGUUCAAGUACGUGGACGCCAAGAUUGUAAAUAUGCUUCUGUUGGCCUACUUCACCUUCAUCGGGUCUUUCGCACUAGCGGCCACGGUCGACCCCGUCCUCGUACAGAUCUUCGGCACAACGGACGCGAAGCGUCACGGCACCAAGUUUGAGCUGCCCUUGAUCGGAGAGGUGGACCUGACCUUCACGGCUACGGAGCUGGUGAGCUUCGUGAUCGGGGUGGCGUUUGCGGCAGCUUACGCUAAGACCAGGCACUGGGCGCUUAACAACAUCUUCGGCAUGACCUUCUGCGUGCAGGCGAUGGAGCGCGUGUCGCUGGGGUCUGUAAAGGUGGCGGGCAUUCUGCUGGUGGGGCUCUUCAUUUACGAUAUCACCUGGGUGUACGGGGGCCCCGUGAUGGAGUCGGUGGCGAAGAGCGUCCAAGGGCCGAUCAAGAUCUUGUUCGUGAGCGCGUGGGCCAACCCGGACGCCGACCCCCCCGUCAAGCUCACCACCAGCCUGCUCGGUCUCGGCGACAUCGUCGUGCCCGGCCUGUUCUCGGCGCUGCUGAUCAGGUUCGACGCGGUGAGGGCGAACGCGGACCCUUCCCACGCGGAGCACGGCAGCUUCCCGAAGCCCUACUUCCACGCGUGCCUCGUUGCUUACAUUGGCGGGUUGGCGGCGACGGUGACAGUGAUGUUCUACUUCAAGGCGGCGCAGCCGGCGCUCUUUUACCUCGUCCCGGCAUGCCUCGGGGCCACCGGCAUGACUGCUCUGUGGCGCAGAGAGGUGAAGGCUCUCGUGGCGUACGACGAAGACACGGAGGAGGUCGACGGGGAAGAACACGACGCCGCUGACAAGAAGGACAAGUAACCGGACGGCCGACUCGAGGAAAGCGCUCUUGAGCGAUGGAUGGACACCAUGCUGCUGUGAAGCAAACAGCCAGAAUGGCGAACAGCCAAACAGCCUUGUGGGAGGAUAGCUCGUAGAGAAGAAAGGCUUUAUAGCACGACCCGUGGAUAUCGCGGAGAGAAAAAUCGUCCUCGACUUUUUGAGCAGGAGGACUGAUGUACCCGGUAACAAACCGGAAAAGUUGGUUCGAUCAAGUUAGAUUUGAUACAGUAGUUUGACCAGCCACACGAGCCGAUUGUUGCAAUCAUGAAACGGAUGUGUUCAUCAUAGCCGGGGUGGGUGGGGAAAGAACGCGUUCUCACGUAUCGAUGCGCUGUUCCUCCGCAAUGCCAGUGAUACACUUUGCGAUGUGUCCAGCCUUGUCGCGGUUUGGCUCGCGACUUGCGUGUUGUGGGAGCGAUAUUUGUUUUCGACGAUCGACCCGAUCGUGAGCAUGUUGGUCGUGACCAUAACGAUGGACGCGCUACGCGCACCGCCCGUCUGGCUUUCGACGUCGGCACGAGCUACCAAUUCUGUUGACCAGAUCGCACGGGAGAUGGCUCGCCUUCCCUUAUCAAGAGCUUGGGUGACACCGCCCGUGAUACGCGAGACACAGUUUGUUCCCCUCCACGACAUGUUGUGUGCCCCUUCCUGUCGAGACGCUGUGGGGCGAAGAUCUGUCAUGCCGAUUGAUUGUGCUUCUGUUGUGCAUGCGAAAGAUUAGGAUAUGAUGGAACGCGUGGGGACCAGCAUGCAGUGAAAAGAGGGAGUCCUCCUCCUCGACAGACGGGCUUAGCGGAGAUUGUGCCCAUUCAAAGGGAUCUAUCUCCACAUAGAUGCAGACAUUUCAAAACAAGUUGGCAACCUCCCACCGGUGUUAAACGUCUCCGUUGUGUUAUGUUACUCCAUCAAUCUCGAGGCUUACGUCUCCGUAAGGGCUUGCGGAGAAGCGGUCGUGAGUCCUCGUGAAUCCAUCUCAAGUUUGUUUGUCUUCACUUGUGUAGUUUGUGGGUGCUGUGAUGGUAUGUAAGUAAGCCAAGAACCCCUUUGUUGGCAAAUAAAAGCGAAAACGCGGCCGAAGAAAAUGAUCUCGUCGCGAUCCGACAAACCCACCCGAACUUCGUAGUGACACACGGCGCCUCCCGUCCCUCCACCACGCACCAUCAUGCGCCUGAUGUAUCAACGCCAUGGACUCUACGGGAGAUCGUCGUUUUCCUACCUCGGUUCAGCAGCCGCCAACAACACAACGCCAAAGAGAACACGUCCAAUUACGGCCUGGUGGCGAUACUGCUGUGAUAUUGGACCUCCAGUCGACCUCGUCAUUCCGUAUCACCCUUGGCCUUACGUGCUAAUUUGCUUCGGCUGAAGCGCAAACCCACAUAAACCACGUGAACUUGCAACGUCGGCGAACAAUUCUGGGAGCUCCUACGCGCCACCGCUCCGUCACCGGUUUGUAAGGAUGCUGCGAGACCAAUGAUGGUCUAACGACUGCGUAUGCGUCUGCGUGAGUACACCCCCCCUACGCGCCACCCACCCCUUGUCCGUCUCGAACGGGGUGCAUGGCCCAUGGUCCAUAGCGCCAAGAGCAAGCGGCAAGCAACAAAUGAUCACCCCAUGGCCCUCCCAUUCCGCCGGCCGUAUACACCCAGAGGGACCGAACGCUCUCAGUCCGGCAUUACCUCGGAUACUACGACUGUCAGGAACAUCCUCGUUCGACUACAGCAUCAUCGCCCUGCUUGGGCUCAACAUCGCGCCACUUCCCCUCCUCCAUAAGAUCAGCCCUACUAAAAUGCGGCUUGUUUCGGUUCUACUCAAAAGUUACAAGUUUUUCCUUCGUACAAAACCCGUCGCCGCUGUGUAUUUCAAACACCAAAAAGAGCAGUACCACCGAACAGGUUUGUCGGCGCCUCUCUCUCUCUCUC
Molecule: messenger RNA, 3078 nt
Organism: Ectocarpus sp. CCAP 1310/34
Lineage: Eukaryota; Phaeophyceae; Ectocarpales; Ectocarpaceae
Source: the annotation of a GenBank genome assembly